Molecule: messenger RNA, 2641 nt
Organism: Gaeumannomyces tritici R3-111a-1
Lineage: Eukaryota; Fungi; Ascomycota; Sordariomycetes; Magnaporthales; Magnaporthaceae
Product: serine/threonine-protein kinase RIO1
Exons: 2
Coding region: 384-2099 (571 amino acids)
Biological process (GO): maturation of SSU-rRNA
Cellular component (GO): preribosome, small subunit precursor; cytosol
Molecular function (GO): protein serine/threonine kinase activity; ATP binding
Source: RefSeq, a predicted model, not a curated record
AUGCCAGCCAGCUGCACUACAAAAUCAUUCUGAGCUGCCACAUUGCCGGACUGCCUCUCUCCCGUCGUCUUCCUUGGACGUCUGUGUCGAUUCAGCCCCCACGAUGGCUGCGAGUAGCUUCCCUGUCGUCUCCGCUCGACUGCGCCGCCAACGCAAACCAUCAAUGUGGAACACCCAAACCGUUUGCAGGGUCCGGCAGGCGGCUCCACAUGGCUAAGCCGGCGGCGGACGGGGCGCGGGGUGCGAGUCCACGCUGAUCGCACAAAAUUUCCAUCCCACAUGUGCUUCGGCGCCCCUCUCUUGCGGCAACGCCCGCGCCCGCUGUCUUUUCCCACCUGCCGUUUAUUAUCUGGCCUUUCCGAGAAAAUCAGGGCAUUGCAAGCAUGGCCUCAAAUCCAUCAGCCGUUGGUGCGCAAGCACAGUCACCAGCAGCUCCUCACCAGCCUCCCUACUCUUACACCGAGUCCCAGGGCUACGAAAACAUCGAGUCCACUCCACGCAGCCUCUCCCACACGGCCGCAGAAAACGGCCGGCUCCCCACCAACCAGGACUACGGCGAUGACGACGAGUACCUAGACGACAUAUUCGAGGACGACGACGACGCCUGGGAGCCGAACUCGGCAGACCUGACCAAGACGUACAACCGCCAGCGCCAGCUCCAAGAUGGCGGCUCGUCAGCCUCAGUGCUGCCCCGGGCGAACGCGCAGAAGCCGGCCGCCAACACCUUCGCCAGCGUCGACGACCAGAUCUCGACCCUGUCCAGGCAUGCCGCCAAGAUCCGCCUCGACGACGUCAAGCAGGACCAGACGCGCGAGAAGGACAAGUCGGACCGGGCGACGAGCGAGCUGGUCCUGGACCAGCGCACGCGCAUGAUACUGCUCCAGCUCAUCAACCAGGGCGUCGUGGCCGAGGUGCACGGCGCCAUCAGCACGGGCAAGGAGGCCAACGUCUACGGCGCCGUCGCCUACCCCGACGCGGACGGCAACGGCGGCGCGGCGGUCCAGCGCGCCGUCAAAAUCUACAAGACGGCCAUCCUGGUCUUCAAGGACCGCGAGAAGUACAUCGCGGGCGAGCACCGGUUCCGCUCGGGCGCCGAGAAGGGCAACAACCGCAAGAUGGUCAAGCUCUGGGCCGAAAAGGAAUUCCGGAACCUGCGCCGCCUCCACGCCGCUGGCAUCCCCUGCCCGGAGCCCGUCAAGCUCAAGCUGCACGUGCUCGUCAUGGCCUUCCUGGGCGACCGCAAGGGCUGGGCCUACCCGCGCCUGCGCGACGCCCGCAUAGAGGAGCAGCACCCGGACGACGCCGACCGCCGCUGGCGCGGCCUGUACCUGCAGCUGCUCGGCCUCAUGCGCCGCAUGUACCAGGUCUGCCGCCUCGUGCACGCCGACCUGAGCGAGUACAACAUCCUGUACCACGACGGCCGCCUCUACAUCAUCGACGUGUCGCAGAGCGUCGAACACGACCACCCGCGCUCGCUCGAGUUCCUGCGCAUGGACAUCAAGAACGUCGGCGACUUCUUCUGCCGCCAGGGGGUCGACGUCCUCGCCGACCGCGCCGUCUUCAACUUCAUCACGGCCCCGGAAGGGCCCGUCGACGAGGGCGCCGAGCUGACGGCCGCGCUCGAGCACCUCUACGAGGUCCGCCCGCCCGCCGCGGACACGGACCAGGCCCUGGCCGAGCUCGAGGUCGACAACGAGGUGUUCCGGAACCAGUACAUCCCGCAGACGCUGGAGCAAGUCUACGACAUCGAGAAGGACGCGCAAAAGGUCGGCCGCGGCGAGGGCGCCGACCUCGUCUACAGCAACCUGCUGGCUGACAAGGUCAUCCGGAGGAAGGAGGGCGACGCCGAGGAGGACGGCGAAGAUGACGAGGCCGCAACGUCGGGCUCCGACGACGGCUCCUCUGCCGGCAGCGGCGAUGACGAAGACGAGAGCAGGUUCGACAAGGGCCGGCCCAGGGGCAAGAAGUUCGAGGACAAGGACGAGAAGAAGGACCACAAACAAGCCGUCAAGGACGCCAAGCGGGAAAAGCGCAAGGACAAGAUGCCCAAGCACCUGAAAAAGAAACUUGUCUCCAGCGGCUCCAGAAAGAAGAAAUGAGUACGGACUUUUGCUAGUCCUGAGUUGCACGGAGAGAUACCCGGCUAGAGCCGCGUCCAGUCCACCGUAGCCCUGGCGUCCGGUGGCCACAUCCUGUCAUAUAUAUCUAGCUAGUUGGGCCGCGGCGGCUCGCCGGCUGGUGCAGGGCCGAGUGAUGAAGCUUUACAAGGGCAACGGGUUAAACAAGGAUUGAGCCGUACAUGGCGGCAUUGGCUGAUGUGUUUCUGGUAGUACUGGCACCACUCAAGGUGCUAUUUCUACAAGUAACCACGGCCGAGUUCCUGCCCGUCUGUCCCUGAUCCAGGCAUGCUUACAUGCUUUGGGUGAUGAUAAAAGAGAGCUCUGACGGCCAGACUAGCAACAUCCGAGGUUCAAUAAAACCUGCCCCUCGUAUAGUCGAGAGAUGUCAAAGGGAAUGUGUCCGUCCGCCAUGCUACUGUGGUUUAGGAUGAAAGAAACCACCCUCUUCCACGCAGAGGUACCCGAACAGGCCUACCUUACCGGAUACAGGAUAUAGCUAGAUUAACGAGGGCUCUUGACGU